Molecule: messenger RNA, 1198 nt
Organism: Salvelinus sp. IW2-2015
Lineage: Eukaryota; Metazoa; Chordata; Actinopteri; Salmoniformes; Salmonidae
Product: myosin-6
Cellular component (GO): myosin II complex; cytoplasm; myosin filament
Molecular function (GO): microfilament motor activity; actin filament binding
Source: RefSeq, a predicted model, not a curated record
GCAGGUGUGCAGCACUAAAUCAAACAGUGGGCUAUGUGGAGAGAGAAAUGAGACUGACUGUUCGCAGCGUGCUGAGUGGAGUUACCGUGGUGACCAAACCGUGAAUUAGUACCUUCUCUUCUACAGUGAACCCUCCUGAACCUCCGCUAACCAAUCACAGGGAGAGAAAAGCAGAGGGUAGAGGUGUUACAUGGAACUUUAUUUACAACCUAUAAGUCUACCUGGCCUGUUAAGGAGGUGCAGUUGAUACAGGUGCAGUACAGGGACUGUGUAAGGGUGUUAGGUUACUGUUGAGGUGUGGUAGGUAGGUAGAGAGUGUUGACAGGUCAAUUGACAGGUUGAUUGACAGGCGUCGGGUUAAGGUGAUGUCUGUGGAGCGGGGCCAGGGACGUGGCCACUCCCUCUCUGACUCGGAAGAGACCAACGGGCUGCAGGUGGAUCCUGAACCAGAGGAACUGGACUGGGAUAGCUUUAGUACCUCAUUGGAACAGAGACUGACUAUUGAGCAGGAGUGUGCCCAGGCGUCAGAUCACCGUUGUGCCCAGCUGGAGAAGGCCCGGCGUGGGCUGGAGCUGCAGCUCUCUGGCCUAUCUGAGCGCCUGGAGGAGGAGGAGGCGUGCUCGACCCAGCUGGCCCACCACAGAGAGAGGCUGGAGGCAGAGAACAGCAGCCUCAGACGAGACCUGGAGGAACUGGAGAGUGCUCUGACUGCCACCGAGAGAGACAAACAGUCUUCAGACGGCUCAGUCAGGAAGCUGUCAGAGGAGCUGUCCCAGAGAGAGGAAGCUGUCCAAAAGCUUCAGAAGGAGAAAGAACACCUGGUGGAGCUCAGCCAGCAAGCCAUUGAGGAUCUGCAGAGCGAGGAGGAGAAGGUGAACCUCCUGACCAAGGAGAGGGCAAAGUUACAGGUGCAGGCGGAAGAUUUGGAGUACCUGUUAGAGCAGGAGCGGCYUCAGCGUGGGGAGCUGGAGAAAGGCAGGAGGAAGCUGGAGGGAGACAGCAGGUCCACUCUGGAGAGCCUCACUGAGAUGGAGAGGAUGAGGAGCAGCCUGGAGGAACUCAUGAAGAAGUAGAUUAUAUACACGCUUCAUACACCAGUUAUAAGCGCAAUCAGACAGUUAUAGGCACUCAGUUAAAUCGGUUAUAGAUGCUUAAUAACAAUUUACAAGUCAAGAAGUGGGUUAUAGACCAGGGACGU